CCAAGGCUACGGCAACCGGGAGAAGCCAAAUCUUGUAGGCGUUGGUGACUCGUGCAGCGCAGGCCUCCACCCAGGGCUCCCAAAGCCGAGGCCAGCCUAGGGGAGCACUACGGCGGCCAUGGCCCUCUAUGAUCUGUACUCGCACCCGGCGGAGAUCAUCUACCGCGCGGGGCUGUGCUCCAAGGCCGCCAUUUUCCUGCUGCUGGCCACCAGCCUCACCUACAUCCCGCCGCUGCUCGUGGCCUUCCGGAGUCAAGGUUUUUGGUUGAAGCGUAGCAGCUAUGAGGAGCAGCCAACAGUCCGGUACCAACAUGAGGUUCUGUUUGUGGCUCUGUUGGGCUCCUCCUCCUCUGGAGAGUAUCUAGCCUGGAGCACAUUCCCCACUUUUAACCGGUUACAAGGGGAUAAUCUUCGGGUGCCAGUGGUGUCGGCCAGAGAAGAAGACAGGAACUAUGACGGGAAAGUGGACGUGUUACAUUUCAAAUUAGAGCUUCCACUGAAGCCUACUGAGCAUGUCCUUGGGGUCCAGCUUAUUCUGACCUUUUCUUACCAGCUGACUAGGAUGUCAAGAUUUGUGAUGCAGAGCAUGGCUUUUCUCCAGUCAUCCUUCCCUAUCCCAGGUGCCCAAGUGUCUGUGAAUGGAGACCUGAGGCUGCAACAGAGGCAGCCUUUGAAAUAUCGUGGGCUAGAUAACAGAUACAAUGUAUCAGUGAUCAAUGGGACAAGCAUUUUUGCAAGUGACUAUAGAUUCAAGAAAAUUGUUGCUGCAUACCAUGAAAGGAAUGUAACCACGUUCUUGGCUGAUCCCAACCCUAUUUGGCUGGUGGGAAGGGCUGCAGAAGCACCAUUUAUAGUUAAUGCUGUCAUUCGAUAUCCUGUCGAGGUCAUUUCCUAUAUGCCAGGUUUCUGGGAGGCAAUCAAGUUUGCCUGGAUCCAGUACAUCAGUAUUCUGCUUGUCUUCCUUUGGAUAUUUGAAAAAAUCAAGAUGUUUGUGUUUCAGAACCAAGUGGUGACCACAAUUCCUGUGAGAUCAAUGACCCCAGUGGAAAAUUAUAAGGAGCACUUAUCUUAAGAAGCAGCCUCUCUAAAAAUGACUGGGUGCAGCCAUGCUUACCUCACUGUCAGCUUUAGAAAACUGUCUGUGCAUGGUCCCUUUUUGGAAGGAGCUCUGCCACCAUUUUGUAGUAGUCACAGAUAUGAGGAAGAACAUAGCACUUUGAUAUCUUGGAAAGUGUUCCAUCUUUGAUGACUCAAAGAUGUUUUCUCUUUGUAUCUGGAGGCUACACAUUAUGCAUUUUUCCCUGUCCCAAACCCUUUAUCACCAUAAAGCUGUCCUGUGAUAGGCAUGCAAAUCA
Phascolarctos cinereus (koala) is the source of this 1355-nucleotide messenger RNA. It is a transcript of the gene TMEM231, whose product is annotated as transmembrane protein 231. Gene Ontology annotation, biological process: regulation of protein localization; cilium assembly. Gene Ontology annotation, cellular component: ciliary transition zone; ciliary membrane. The record is from RefSeq and is a predicted model, not a curated record. Lineage: Eukaryota; Metazoa; Chordata; Mammalia; Diprotodontia; Phascolarctidae.